Molecule: messenger RNA, 1644 nt
Organism: Strongylocentrotus purpuratus (purple sea urchin)
Lineage: Eukaryota; Metazoa; Echinodermata; Echinoidea; Camarodonta; Strongylocentrotidae
Product: histone H3.3
Exons: 3
Coding region: 141-551 (136 amino acids)
Cellular component (GO): nucleosome
Molecular function (GO): structural constituent of chromatin; DNA binding; protein heterodimerization activity
Source: RefSeq, a predicted model, not a curated record
AAUUGAGUAACCAAUGAGGAUUUCCGAUUCAUACUCCACAUACACAUAAAAGCACGUUUGAUUAUUUUGAUUGUUUUCUCACUUCUUUGGUAUCGACAAGGCGCGUAAUAUUUCCGACGAAACCCGCUGAUAACUAAACAAUGGCCCGUACUAAGCAGACCGCUCGUAAGUCCACCGGAGGUAAAGCUCCCCGUAAGCAGCUGGCCACAAAAGCAGCCAGGAAAAGUGCGCCCUCAACCGGAGGCGUGAAGAAGCCUCAUCGUUACAGGCCCGGUACCGUCGCUCUCCGUGAAAUCAGGCGUUACCAGAAGAGCACAGAGUUGCUCAUCCGUAAACUACCAUUCCAGCGCUUGGUUCGUGAAAUCGCCCAGGAUUUCAAGACUGAGCUGAGGUUCCAGAGUGCUGCCAUUGGCGCUCUUCAGGAAGCCAGCGAAGCCUACCUGGUCGGUCUCUUUGAGGAUACCAACCUGUGUGCUAUCCACGCUAAGAGAGUCACAAUCAUGCCCAAGGACAUUCAACUGGCCAGGAGAAUCCGUGGUGAACGUGCAUAAACUGGAACCUUGUCAUUUAGUGUGAACCUGUAUAUACAUAAAUGAAGCAAAAACAAGUAAAGUAGAUGGCACUAAGAUGGGCAGUGGGGCUGGGUCCUGCCUCCCCCUUUUUAAUAUCGGAUUAGCAACACCGUACGCAGAAGGCAGUAUUCAAGAGACGAUUCCAGAUGUUUCAUAAUCAGGGCUUCAUAACGAGCAAAUCACAUAACACAUGUACGCUGCAUUCUGAAGUUUGUUGCAGACCUCCACAUUGUUCACAAUCGGAUUGGUAAAGAAGACCAAAUGUUUUCGACAAGUUUACCCACAGUGCAGAACAAACGAAUAAGGAUGAUUAGCACAUCUUUCUCUUUAAUAGUCUGUCAUAUCUACCAGACUUCAGGCAAAUAUUGCUGAAAGGGUGUUUGAUCAAAAACCCUCCAGUACAAAACAGAAAAGGUCGUUUGUUCUGCACUGUGGAGAAAUUAUGAUAAAUAUUAUGUAUGCCUACCACCAAGAAAACUGAUCUUGUUCUCGUCAUUGUGGACUUUGUGUGAUGACGAAUCACUUGAAUCGUGUCUGUACAACAUUCAUUCAAUCAUCAGGGAUUGGUGAAUUUUUUUAGCCAUGUGACAUUUUGUAUGUUUCUUUUUAUUAUUGUUGUUGUAACUUAUAUUUAAAGAAUUUUGGUGAAGUGUUUCAGUGGUGUUUAUCAAUUACAUGUAGUUGAAAUUGUGUAAUUUGUUAGACUGUUGUACAUGCAAUCAAGUUUUUAUGCCCCUUUCAACUCUGACCUCUAUCUAGCCCAGCAUUUUUAUAUAUAAAUUUAAUUUUUCAUGUCACCCAAAUGACCCAAUGCAUUAUAUUAAACUCAACCAAAAAUUUCUUACAAAUUAUGAUACAAACAGAAUCUAACAUAAAAAUCUUCCUACAUAGUUCAGACACAAAAUAAUGGUCACUGAAACAAUAAACUUACUUUACUUUCAAUUCAGAAAUGCUAAUUUGAUGUUACUACAUUUACUUCUGAUAACUUUUGGGGGUGUGGGCUUAUUUUGAAGAGAUACAACAACUAUUGUAUUUGAAUGUAAACUUUAUUGUGGGGGGGGGGGGGGAGUAA